Molecule: messenger RNA, 1090 nt
Organism: Pocillopora damicornis (cauliflower coral)
Lineage: Eukaryota; Metazoa; Cnidaria; Anthozoa; Scleractinia; Pocilloporidae
Product: enoyl-CoA delta isomerase 1, mitochondrial
Biological process (GO): fatty acid beta-oxidation
Cellular component (GO): mitochondrion
Molecular function (GO): catalytic activity
Source: RefSeq, a predicted model, not a curated record
AUGGCGACGAUACUUAAAUUCCGUCAAAGUUCCCUGAGAGUAGUUGGGGCAGCUAAGGAGGCAUGCCAAGGAAAUGUAGUAACUAAACCAUUUUUGGGUGGUGGCCAUUAUAGAAGGUGCCUGUCAUCCCAUGUUAAUGUCCAAAAACAUGGAAGUAUAGCCAUUUUGGAGCUAAACAGGGGACCAGUGAACAGCUUCAGCCUGGAAUUUUUAGAAGAAAUAAAUACCACUUUGGGCAGCCUUGAAAAUGAUCAGGACUGCCAAGGAGUUAUAAUUACUUCAGGUGUUCCAAAAGUGUUUUCUGCAGGGCUUGACCUAGUGAAGGAAAUUUACCAGCCUUCAGAUAAAAAGCGCCUUGCUUCUUUCUGGAGUAAUUUUCAGGAGAUGUGGCUUCGCUUGUAUGGAUCACGGUUAGCUACAAUGGCAGCUAUUAAUGGUCAUGCUUUGGCAGGAGGCUGUGUCUUGGGCUUGUCAUGUGACUAUCGUGUCAUGGCUGAGGGAUUCAGAAUUGGAAUGGUGGAAAUUGAGGCAGGUGUCCCACCACCAACUUGGGUGGUUGGUACCAUGAGAAAUGUGGUUGGCCAAAGUUGUACAGAGAAAGCGAUCCUAAGUAACAAGAGGUACACAUCCGAGGAAGCUCUAGCCGUAGGAAUGGUUGAUAAGGUUGUGCCAAAGGAUAAAACCAUGGAAGAGACGAUGGUAGAAAUGGAAAAAUGGGUCGCUUUUUCUAGCAAAGCUAGAGAAUUAACCAAAAAAACACUACGAAAAGAGUUUGUGGAGGCGCUGGAGAAUAACAGAGCCGAAGACAUCAAGGACUUCUGUGACUGUAUACUCGAUGAAAAUGUACAGAAAGCAAUUGGGAAACAAAUCGAGAAAAUCUCCAAAAAGAACUAGAUACCGAAAGCACCGCGUGAAUUGUGUUGUCGUCAACGAUAACAAUUUGGCAAACGAAGAGAAGUCAGCGAGUGAACAAGUAAACUGGCAUCUGGAGAACUUCCUUCAUUUUCUGAGACCAACUUGAAGUGAGGCGCUUUCUAGUGCUUCAACAUAAAACUGCCAUUAUGUAAAUUAAACAUAACUUUUAGAAUAA